Messenger RNA from Folsomia candida, 1339 nucleotides. RefSeq lists its product as uncharacterized. The coding region runs from base 273 to 845 and encodes 190 amino acids. NCBI's taxonomy places the organism in Eukaryota, Metazoa, Arthropoda, Collembola, Entomobryomorpha, Isotomidae. The transcript is spliced from 3 exons. The record is from RefSeq and is a predicted model, not a curated record.
AGAGUGAUGUAUGUUGAUACUACUAAAAUAGUAUGGCAUAGCAAAAAAUGGGAGCUGCUGGACCAAGCAACAAACUGUAUUUGUAAUACUGGCGUUGGUUUGGUGGUGCAAAAUCGAUCCACAGGCGCACGCUGAACAGGGGAAGGAAUUGUUUUUCUUUUACGACCAUACCGAUUUUGCAUACAUACAUUUCUUGUCCAGUCGUAAUUUGUGUGUGAAGGGAAGCACACGCACACCUUGAUUUUCCAGAGUUUUUUAAGGAGGAGAAAAACAUGACGCGAUCAAAUAACGGGAUCCAUUUGAUGUCUUGGAUCAUCUUAAUUGUGUCGGGGGUUUUCCUCUGGGAAAGCUGUGAAGGAAUCAUGUGCUACUCGUGUACAACAAUUAUUGACAACGGCGUUACAAAACCGGGCAAUCAGACGUGCACUUUAUUCAACACGGCGACAGAGGAGGAACGAAGGGCGAGAUUUAGCGAAAUUUGUCCCCCAGGAGUGAAGGUCUGUUCGCAGUCGGAGAAGCGUGGUUUUCUGGGUCACAGUUCUGGGAGCAGUUACGACAUAAUUCAGAAGGGUUGUUACGCCCGAUCCUUCGUGAACAAGGCGAGAUUUAACGUUUGUGAGAACGUGGGGGGAGCGAGCAGUGGGGACGAUGCGAGGAAGGAGCGGAUUUGUCUCUGUGACACGGAUUACUGUGAUCUCAUGGACGUUGGGGGGGAUGACGAGAGGGGUGACGACGACGCUUCUUCAAGUGCGGAUGGCACAAGUGUCUCAUUUUGCCUCAACUUAAUUACAUUAAGUGCAUCGAUAAUUAUGAGAAGAAUUUCACAAUUUCGCAAUCUCUAUUAAAUUUCUUCUCCAGUGAAGGACAUAGAAUUUUAAUAUUUCCAGCAUCAGCGCCCCAUUUCAUUUUAAGUUUACCAAAAUGUCUGUACAUAAGCAACAUGUAUGUAUACAUGUACAUAAUAUGUACUACAUAUUAUUAAAAGUCGCCCAUGUUAGGCUACACCUGUAUAUCAUGUAUCAACUUUCAGUAUAUUUGCAAGCAUUCAUAAUUUUUUAGUGACAAGAAAAAUUAACAAAUGAUUUUAAUAUUUCUCUCUGCGUUAUAUUUCAAAUUUGAUAGUUUAUUGUAUACGAGCGGAGAAGCCAGUCCUUCGACUGGCAGACAUACGAAGCAUUUGAGAAUGGUCGAUAAACUAAACCUCACAAUGGAACCUUUUCUCAGGCUACACCGGGAUUGUCUAGCAAGUUAUAUUAAAAAAUAAAGUAAAAAAUUAGUAGUCACAUGACACUUAUCUUUAGGUUGCAAACAUAUAUUGGCAGAAAAAGUUCAAUUUAUA